CAUGACAGCUGAACAGCUGAAUCGAACAGCUGAUGCGUUGAGUAGUGUAAACGUCAUCAUGAUGUCUUCGUUAUGAUCGCGCUUUAUCACAAUGUCGAUAAAUGAGAGAUUAGAAGCUUACCGGCGCAAGAAACGUAGAGAAAAGAUGACAGAGACGAUCAAGAGCACCGUGGUAAACGCACUUCCGUGGAAUCGAAAUGAUGGGAAUGAAGAAUCUGCCAGAGAAUUAACGAAAGACGAAGAGGUUAAACUAUGUGAACAGCAGCUAGAUAUCCAGGAUACGGAAGACAUUCCGUUGAAGGAAAAUGCACAGGAAUCGAAAAGAAAAUUAUUCGUUGGAUUUGAUCCACUAUAAAGACGGCCAACUUGACGGUUUUCCGUUGUCUUUGUCGUCGCCAAAUAUUGCGUGGGUCCUCGAAAAUAUAUUUUACAGUCCGCCUCUUCGACGUCUCUCGUUUAUUUUAUUCUCACGUCGGAAGAGCGCGCGCGUCGUUCUCAUCUUUGCUUCUUCGGAAGAAGAUAGGGAAACGAAAGGAAAAAAAGACAUGUAAAUAAUAUACAGGAUGCGCGUAGGAAAAUACAACGAGAUCUAUUCUCGGAUCGAAUCCGCAUUUAACUCUGA
Camponotus floridanus (Florida carpenter ant) is the source of this 622-nucleotide messenger RNA. It is a transcript of the gene Saysd1, whose product is annotated as SAYSvFN domain-containing protein 1. The coding region runs from base 92 to 355 and encodes 87 amino acids. The transcript has 3 exons. Lineage: Eukaryota; Metazoa; Arthropoda; Insecta; Hymenoptera; Formicidae. The record is from RefSeq and is a predicted model, not a curated record.